CUGAAUUUGAUGUCUGAUGAGUGUUUGGCAUCAUCUAUGUCCAAUGGUUAGAAAACUUGUAUACAGUACGGACCUUUGUUAAAUUGACUUCUGGGAGCCAAGUUGCAGGUCUUCUGAUAAACUGACUUCUGGAACAUGAGUUGCAAGUUAUUUGGCUGACUUUUGGAAGGCGGACCAUUUUAACCUGACUUCUGAAAGAAGAAUUGCUUCUCUGCCAUCCACCAAUCACAACAUCCUCACAUGUUGCUACAAAAUAUUCCACCCGCAGCAGACCUCUUCUAACCAAUCACAAUGCUGUUCUCCUUACGCGAGCUGGUACAGUGGCUCGGAUUUGCCCAGUUUGAAAUUUUUCUUCAUGUCUCGGCCCUAUUAGUUUUCUCUAUUCUUUUAGCACUCAAAGUUGAAGGAUUGAGCCUAAGUUGGUGGAAUGUAUUCAUCCCGUUCUUUGCUGCUGAUGGACUGAGCACUUACUUUACCACCAUAGUGACAGUGAGACUAUUCCAGGAUGGGGAGAAGAGGCAGGCUGUACUACGCCUUUUCUGGAUACUCACCAUUUUAAGCCUCAAAUUUGUUUUUGAGAUGCUUUUGUGCCAGAAACUCAUGGAACAGACAAGAGAGCUUUGGUUUGGACUCAUCAUGUCUCCUAUAUUUAUUCUGCUUCAGCUUUUGAUGAUCAGAGCCUGCAGAGUCAACUAGAGUUCGAUAAGAACUUGUAUUGUAGCUUAAGAUGUUUGCAUGUUUAUUUAUUAAAGUGUAAUUAAUUUACUGUUA
Molecule: messenger RNA, 771 nt
Organism: Bombina bombina (fire-bellied toad)
Lineage: Eukaryota; Metazoa; Chordata; Amphibia; Anura; Bombinatoridae
Gene: TMEM203
Product: transmembrane protein 203
Exons: 2
Coding region: 292-696 (134 amino acids)
Biological process (GO): intracellular calcium ion homeostasis
Cellular component (GO): endoplasmic reticulum
Source: RefSeq, a predicted model, not a curated record